AACCAACGAACUGCUCCAUCACAGAGAUCGCGGCUAUCACUGUCAGAUAUUUCACUUUUUCAAUGCUGAAAGAAAGGAAUACAGCGGCACAAGAGUCGUUGGACAGCCUCGCCGCACUGUCAGCCCAAUAUCAGACCGGACCGGUCUUCGCAGAUAUCAUCAAAGGAGUUCGUUGUAACCUUUAUUCAGCUCCCUCGCCUACAACAUACUUGGACCCCCGUAUAUCUCCACGCAAAGACGAGAUCAAAACAAUUCAACGCAGUUUGACAGCCCAACCUUUAUUGUCCACAGUAUGCAGAAUCUCCUGUAGUUACAGUGCAAGCCAGUAUGCAGAGUCUCCUGUAACUACAGGACGGUGGCGCUGGAGAGAUGUGUUCUGCAUACCACUCUGCAUACCCAAGACACAUACUCUGCAUACUCCUAGAAAAAAAUUACGUAUUCGUAUAUUUGCCUCAUGUCCUUUCACCUUGCCGUCAUCGUCGCAAACGAUGAGGAGACAUCCUCUCGUCGUCCUCCCGAUGCCUGCCUAAAAGGGAUUGACCCGUAUUAUUAUCAAAUAAAAUGAAUAUAAUUGAAAUAUAGUACAGCAUACGAAAUGUAGAUAAAAUGCGGUACAGGCGGGCGUGGCGGGACGUAAGCGUCGAUAGCAUCCAUGAAGCCUCAUGUAGA
Messenger RNA from Desarmillaria tabescens, 669 nucleotides. RefSeq lists its product as uncharacterized. Bases 63 to 530 code for a protein of 155 amino acids. The transcript has 2 exons. NCBI's taxonomy places the organism in Eukaryota, Fungi, Basidiomycota, Agaricomycetes, Agaricales, Physalacriaceae. The record is from RefSeq and is a predicted model, not a curated record.